AUGCCGUUGAGGCGGCGUGAUUCCGCUCAGGCAAGCGGCUCUCGCUCUCAGCAACGCAAGUCGAAGUCACGUCGCUCAGAGGAAGCGCGCUCCGACACCGCAAGCCCUUCUUACUCUACUCCGUCCCCGUCUUAUCCGCACACCAACGGAUCCGCAUCCACUUCGGAUCAUGCACGUCGUGCUAAGCUCGGCGAUUUGUUCUCGUUCCGCAACGCCAGCAGGAGCGUCAAAGCAGCUCAGCUCUGCAUCGAGCUGCUCGACAGCAGCGAUGAGGAGGCAGCCCCAUACAUCACCGCCCUGUCACACCAGCGAAAAGACGAACCAGACCUGGAUGACGUCGUCACUCCCGAACUUCCUCCCGCUGAUGAGUUCGCGCCGCCACUUCCGAGCUCACCCUCCGACACGUUCGCAACGCCAGAGCCGCCACCAACAGACGUCAUCGUACAAGCAGAGGUGGACAUUGCUUCCGAAAAACAGCUCGAUCUGGACGGUGAACGCGAGCCUAGUCCUCCGAUAGAGUCGCCGCCAGAUCCGCUGGCCAACCAGCGUCCGUUAUUCGAUCCCAAGGAGCUCGAGAUGCAGCCUCUCUACGACGAGCUCAAAGUACUCCUCGAGACCGAGCAGAUCAGCGAUGCAGACGACGACGACGAAGAUUACGAACAGCGUCGUCUCCGCAAGUUGCGUGCCAACGACGCACUCCUUGCCCAGCUUGGCCUGGCUGGAGCGAAUAGCUUCUCGGUUCCUGUAGAGGAGGCAGACGCGGGCUCUGACCAUGCGCAGGAUCAAGACGACGGCCAAUCUCCGGUACCUCAGCGUGAGACUCCAGCUCGUGGCCGAGGCCGACCUGCAAAGCGUGGUCGCUCCAACUCGGCGCGCCCUUCCGAUCCCGCGCUCGAGACGCGCACACCGAAGAGGAAGAAGUAUCCUCCCAAAGUCAAGUUUGCAGACGACGGUACCACCAAAUCUGCGCCGCCAAAAGGACAAAUCUUCACCGUCGCCUUUGUCGAGAUAUCGUCGCUGCGCAACCGAGCGAGGAACGAUUACGUAUUCAUUCGUGAUGUGCCUGACAUUCGACCAGAAGAUCUGGUCUCGUGGAGUGAAGACGAGGACGAGCAAGAAGACGACGCCGAUGCAGAGGAUGAGAUCGAGGCAGAUUUGGUGGACCAGAAGGAGCCCCGCAAGGGGAAGCGUGCCCGGCAACCCGACGUGCUCCCGGACGGCACCAUCCUGUCGUCUUGCCACCAAUGCAGACGCAAGACGUCUAAUCUCAAGAUGCAUUGCAGCAGGGUAGGAUGUACGCUCAUGUUCUGCCAACGCUGCAUCACUAUUCGUUACGACGACGUAGUUUUCAAUCCUUCCGCUCUAAACUUCGUCUGCCCAAAGUGUCUUGGCUUUUGCAAUUGCUCAAUCUGUCUCAGGCGUUCAGGUCUCGGCGACUUGGUUCACCAGACCCGAGAUAGGUUGGCCUUCUCUCGAGGACGACAAAAGCACGCAACACAACACGGACCUGACGGCGAAGAAGUUAACGCCGGCGACAAUGGCGCAGACAAGGCCGCGUUCGCAAACGAAGGGGAGACAAAACUCAAGAAACGCAGAUCGUACACUGAGACGGUCAAGAACAAGUCUUCCGACAGUGACUCGCUCGUUCACGGUCCGUCAAAGCGUCGCGGAAGGCCGCCCAAGAAGCGAGAGGCAGGUCUUGCCUUUGUACCGGUCAAGAUCGAGCUGGACUUGUCCGAUGAAGUUGCCGAAGGAGAAGUUUUCAGUCCGCUGGAGGAGUACGUCCUUGGCAGGUUACAUGUGGCUCGACGCAUCCUCAAAUUGAUGGCAGGCAAGCAACCCGUCACAAAGAAGGCUUCUUCCUCAGACGUUAUCACAUCGAGGUCAAAGCUUAUCGUGAAGCUCAGGGCUCGACCGCUUGCUUUGGCCGCAGGGAGGACAUUCACGGUGGCCGAAAGCACCGAAGACCAGAAGCUGGCUGAUAGCUCCCAAGGGACUUUGGCUCACCCGGUACAGAAGAGCACAAAGACACCGAACUACCACGAUGCGGAGAAAGACGUCUGGGUGCGCAGCGCCGCCGAUUACAGCGCAUCAGAGUCCCAGAACGGCUCGGCAGACGACGAUGAGGAGGACAUGCUCGACGCGGACGAGACAGUAUUUGAAGAAGGUCGCACUCAAACCUUCGCAGCAUCGCUUCUACAAAGUCAGGAUCCGAAUAGCUCAACAACCAGCAGAAGGAGCUCGCCCCUGACCAGCUUGGACGAACUCGAUGACUCGUCUGACGUGUCUUCUCAAUUCGACAACGCGGCCAACGACGUCUCCCGCGAGGCCGACGAUUCCGGUGAGGAGCCCGACACGUCGACACAAGCAUCUGCAGAAGUUCCCUUUUCUUCAUCCUCGCUCGGCAUGCCGCAGCACAUGCAACAGCUCGCUCUUGCUGUAUUGGAUGACCACGGCGAGUCCGACAAAGUGAUGCAGGCAGGUGUUGUGCGACUUCAAGACUCGUUGGUGUUUCCAUCUGUCUCUGGCCCGGAAGUCGGGCAUUUGGGUGGUUCGCUCAACACGCAAUCAGGCGCAGCUACGCCGCGAUCGUUCAGAGACGUCGCAUGUGCGGAUCUCGACGACGCAUAA
Molecule: messenger RNA, 2631 nt
Organism: Pseudozyma hubeiensis SY62
Lineage: Eukaryota; Fungi; Basidiomycota; Ustilaginomycetes; Ustilaginales; Ustilaginaceae
Exons: 1
Coding region: 1-2631 (876 amino acids)
Biological process (GO): regulation of DNA-templated transcription
Cellular component (GO): nucleus
Source: RefSeq, a predicted model, not a curated record